Salvia miltiorrhiza (redroot sage) is the source of this 3190-nucleotide messenger RNA. RefSeq lists its product as uncharacterized. The transcript has 16 exons. The record is from RefSeq and is a predicted model, not a curated record. Gene Ontology annotation, molecular function: ATP binding; ATP hydrolysis activity. Gene Ontology annotation, cellular component: mitochondrial outer membrane. Lineage: Eukaryota; Viridiplantae; Streptophyta; Magnoliopsida; Lamiales; Lamiaceae. The coding region runs from base 417 to 2921 and encodes 834 amino acids.
AAGAAUUUUGGUAAAAUACAAGUCAAAACAGGGUCUUGGCAGAUUACUCUGAAAUUUCACCUCUCUCUCUCCACCAUUUCUCACUCUGAAAUUUCCUGGCGCUGGGCACGCCUAUAUAUACUGCCCCCACCAACUCGCCUCCAGCUCUCUUCUUCUCUCACAUUGCCUCAUCAAAUUCGUUUCUCGAAAAGAAGAAAACAGAAUCAACGAACCUCAUAUUCAUCAUUUCGAGAAACAAACCUCAUCAUCAAUUACAAGCAUCAACAACAAUCCGCCCGCUUUACCUGCAUCCCCGUAUUUUUACCAGCAGAUCUUUGCCGGGAUCGGGGUUACAGGUAGAACGCGUGAGUGCGGAAGGACUUUUUCGUUGCGUGCAAAAACAUUUUUUGUUGUGUGUUGUGAGUGAUGAUGAGGUGAUGGAACAGAAGCACGUGAUUCUGUCGGCAUUGAGCGUGGGUGUCGGAGUAGGCGUGGGGCUGGGCUUGGUGUCCGGUUCCACCGUCGGAAGAUGGACCGCGAAUGCCAGCUGCGCAGCGGCGGACGGCGUCUCCGCCGAGCAGAUAGAGACGGAGCUUCUUAGAGUAGUUGUUGAUGGGAAGGAGAGCGGGAUUUCCUUUGAGGAAUUUCCGUAUUAUCUCAGUGAGCGGACACGUAUAGUAUUCACAAGUGCAGCAUACGUUCAUCUAAAACACUUAGAUGUAUCUAAGCACACUCGAAAUCUUUCUCCAGCAAGUCGGACUAUAUUGCUGUCAGGGCCUGCAGAGUUAUACCAGCAAGCACUUGCCAAGGCUCUGGCGCAGCAUUUUGAUGCAAAGCUGCUAUUGCUGGAUUUACAUGAAUUUUCGCUUAAGAUGCAGGGCAAGUAUAAUAUCAUAAAGAAAGACUCUUCUCUCCCAAGGUCUAUCUCAGAAGUGACUUUGGAAAGAAUGUCCAGUUUUCUAGGUUCCUUCUCCGCUCUUCCCCCUAAAGACAAAGGCACAUCAUCCGGGCAAAGAAAUGUGCUGGGUGCUACAACAAGGAAUUCUGAAGGAGCCGGCAACUCUCUAAGGCCUUGCAGAAGUUCCUCAGUCUCUUCAGAUAUGAGUAGCAUAAGCACCCUCUCAUCCUCUUCAAAUCCAGCUCGGUUUAAGCGCGUUAGCAGCUGGCCUUUUGAUGAGAAAGUUCUGUUACAGUCACUUUAUAAGGUGUUGGUUUCAGUUUCUCAAACAAGUAGCAUCAUUCUUUACAUCCGGGAUGUUGAGAGACUUUUUCUUCAGUCCCCAAGAUUAUACAAAUUAUUUGAUAGAAUGUUGAAGAAAUUAACUGGAUCCAUUUUAGUUCUUGGUUCUCGGAUGUUGGAUCUUGAUGAUGCUUCUGGUGAAGUAGAUGAAAAACUAAGUAAUUUAUUUCCUUACAACAUCGACAUCAGCCCACCAGAAGAUGAAACUCAUCUUGUCAGCUGGAAUAGUCAACUGGAAGAGGAUAUGAGAAAGAUACAGUUUCAGGAUAACAAGAAUCAUAUUGCUGAGGUACUUGCUGCAAAUGAUAUCGAGUGCGAUGAUCUAGGAGCAAUAUGCCAUGCUGACACCAUGAUCCUGAGUCACUACAUCGAGGAAAUUGUUGUUUCUGCUCUAUCAUAUCAUUUGAUGAAUAAUAAGGAUCCAGAGUAUCGUAAUGGGAAGCUUGUCAUAUCAUCUAAGAGCUUGUGCCACGGAUUAAGCAUAUUCCAAGAGGGUAAAAGUGGUAGCAAAGAUACUCUUAAGAUGGAGACUAAUGCUGAAGGUUUCAAGGAUCCCAAGAAAAAAGAGAGUUCUGUAUCAAAACCUGGGUCGAAAUUUGAAACAAAAUCCGGGAACAAGAACGAGACAGAAAAGCCAACUUCAACAAAGACAGAUGGUGAGAAUGCAUCAACAUCGAAGCCGGAAAUUCCUCCAGACAAUGAAUUCGAGAAACGCAUCAGGCCAGAAGUAAUCCCCGCGAAUGAGAUUGGAGUAACAUUUGCAGAUAUCGGUGCUCUAGAGGAGACUAAAGAAUCGCUUCAGGAGCUGGUUAUGCUUCCUCUCAGAAGGCCAGACCUCUUCAAUGGUGGUCUUCUGAAACCUUGCCGGGGCAUAUUACUCUUUGGUCCUCCGGGUACGGGAAAAACAAUGCUUGCCAAGGCCAUUGCCAACGAGGCUGGGGCUAGCUUCAUAAAUGUAUCAAUGUCAACUAUCACUUCAAAAUGGUUUGGAGAAGAUGAGAAGAAUGUUCGAGCUCUUUUUACUCUUGCAGCAAAGGUUUCCCCCACAAUCAUUUUUGUAGAUGAGGUUGAUAGUAUGCUUGGGCAGCGGACAAGAGUAGGCGAGCAUGAGGCAAUGCGAAAAAUUAAAAAUGAGUUCAUGACACACUGGGACGGGCUAUUAACAAAACCCGGAGAGCGGAUUCUUGUUCUUGCAGCAACAAACAGACCUUUUGACCUAGAUGAAGCAAUCAUUAGGCGUUUUGAGCGCAGAAUCAUGGUUGAUCUGCCUUCUGUCGAGAAUAGAGAAAAGAUCUUGAAAACCCUGUUGUCAAAAGAAAAGGCGGAAGAUCUAGACUUUAAAGAGCUUGCGACAAUGACGGAAGGAUAUAGUGGAAGUGAUCUCAAGAAUUUGUGUGUGACAGCAGCUUACCGCCCAGUGAGAGAACUGAUACAACAAGAGAGAGAGAAGGAUAUGGCGAAGAAACAGAAAGAGAAAGAAGGUGAAAACGCUGAAGAUGCUUCUUCAAGCCUAGAUGAAAGUAAAGAAGAAAAAGUAAUUUCUUUAAGGGCCUUAAACAUGGAAGACUUGAGGCAGGCAAAGAAUCAGGUUGCUGCAAGUUUUGCCUCGGAGGGAUCCAUAAUGGGCGAGCUAAAGCAGUGGAACGAGCUAUACGGAGAAGGGGGCUCGAGGAAGAAGAAGCAGUUAUCUUACUUCCUGUAGAUUUCUUCUAUCUCAACGAUGAACCUGAAAGCUCAUCCAUCUUCUCGUAUCAAAUUCAUCAUCUUUUUCAUUUUUUUGAAGCUUGAAUGUGAGCCUGUAAUUAGUUCAAGAUGGAUCGAUGCAUUAUUUCACCAGGGGGGAUCGAUACAAGUGUUUUUCUCUAAAAUCUGUAGCAAUCGAACUUGGGUUUGUUUUAUUGAAAUUAUUUGCCUAUAAUGCUGUAAAUUCGUCAUGCACAAAUAUUAAUGAAAAUACCACUCAAUUCAUCA